UCUCAUCAAGUCCACCUUUAUCUUUUUCAUCUUGUGUUUUUUCUUUGCUUUUCUGUCUGCUUAAAGCCUGACUCUUCAAAAAGUCUUUCCCUGUGUAACCUGGUCAUGGAGGAAACCCCAAACAGUGGGUCGUCAGAAGAUAUUAACAGAUCUCAAACUAAUCUAGGUUCACUCAGCUGGGGCCUAGAUGUUAGCACACCCAGUGUCAGCCAGGAAAUUACUGCAGGCGGUUCUUUGCUUUUCCAUGAGGCAGAGCAAACCUCAAGCGAAUCCAUGGGUACUCUGCCUGCUAGUGUUUGGCCUGCAGUAGGUGAGCAGGAGGAUGCUGCACCAGGGUCAGCUUCUGUAAACGAAAACCAGAGGACUUCACUGGAGGACCAGUUGGAUGCCAAAAAUGUCCUGUGGGAAGAUGUGGUGACCAAUCAGCCUUUAGAGAACAUAACCAGUUUUGAGACACCUAUCCUGGGAACUGAUAGCUUGUUGGAUGAACCCCUCCCAUGUGAUGUGCAAAAGGCAGAGGAAGAGCAUGAGGAAGACGAGUGGGCAGGUGUCAAGCCAAGUGAAAAGGUAGAGACCGGAGCUAACUACAAGGAGGUAGAAGGUACAGAGGAACUGGAAGAGCAGGGUUGUGAAACCAAAGGAAACAGGGAGGCAGAACUUUAUAAGGGUUUAGCAAAAUCAGAUCUUGAAAUUUUAGUCAGCACAGAGGUAGAAAAUUUACAUGCACUUGAAGAUAAUGAUGAGGAUACUGGGAGAGCUAGUGGUGCUAACCUAGAAAACCCUAGAGAAGAAGAAUUCAAACAGGUCAAUGUCACUGAGGAGGCAGAUGGAGAAAUACCAUUGUUGAGCACAGGGCUGGAAAGCGGGGACAAAAUAGUAGUGUACAACUGUAAAACUAUAGAAAGCACUGGCACUGAACCUGAGAGAAUCCUUGGUAUCUGGGAUCAGGACCAUGAAAGAACAUCUGAGGAUGCCUUAGACCAAACUGACAGUGGUGCUGGAGAGAAUACAUCCAUAGAGUGUAUAAACAUGAGGACAUGUGUUGACCUACAGAUAACUGACGACACAGGAAAGUACUCUACAGAUACUGUGACCAAUCUGUGUCAUGCUGAAUUAUUCAGUGCAGAAGAGUCUGGUAAAGGAACUGAAGACAAUAGCAUCAUCCACCUCCCAAAUGGUAGUACUGGUACUGAAGGUCAAGCUGAUGCUGACAUGCCCAAAUGUCUUGGGCACUGCAGCCCCAAGACAGCCGAUGCUGCUAACACAGGCUGUGGUAAUCCUUGCCUGGAUAAUGCAGAAGACCAAGUGACAGAUAGCCAAGCCAAUGGACUGGAUAAUUGGCCCUUUUUCCCCAAACAGCAGACUCAGAGGAAGGUAACAUGGAAAAUAUUUGGUUGGGCAUUAGUAAUAAAUGGUCUACCAAGACUUAGGAGGUAUUGAUAACAGCUGGGGAGAAAUAGGUGCAGCACAGGCAAUAAAUUCAGGAGACACCAGUAAAACAAGGUCAUCCUGGGGAGCAGGCAGGCAUUAACAAUCCUGGACUGAGCAAGGAGAUAGCUAGACCCUUGGCUCUGUUUCAAUGGGAAUUCCAGAAUGCUAGCACCGAGAGUUCAACUAGUCCUAAAGACAAUGAGACCAACAACUCAGAUUUAUCUGAAGAUGAAAUUGCUAACCGAGAUAUGGAUGUUGUACCAGAAAUUGAGGCUGAUAAAGAAGAGGUACCUACCCCAGUGUGUAGCCUAGUCUAGACAAAGAGUUCCUUAGGCCAUGCAUAACCGUGUCAUUUAAAAACAUUCCAUUUGUGUGUUUCCCACCUGCCCUUCCUAAGCCUGUGCUAUUCUUUUUUUGAAAAAUUGCCAUGCAACUGUUCAUAGUGUGGUACCCUUCAGCCAUGUAAUGAAGCAGGCUGACAAAAAUGCAUUUCAAAAUGGUGAAUGAAGCUUUGAUUGUGAAGGCACAUUGUGGUCUCGCAGCUUUGUGUUUUACUCGUAUAUCUUUAAAUGCACCUAGUCUUUUUUUUUUAUUGUUUUGUAAAAAUGCUUAAGUUACUCUGCUUUUUCUCUUUAUUUUUGUUGUUUUAUUUAAACCUGUUAUGCCUGUUGUAAAAUAGCACGGUUGACAAAUUUCUUGCUGCUAUACCCUUUUUUUUUUAUGUUUGGCCUACAUUUUAUUUUGCAAAUAAAAAUGUUUUGAUU
Messenger RNA from Chiroxiphia lanceolata (lance-tailed manakin), 2195 nucleotides. RefSeq lists its product as uncharacterized. The transcript has 2 exons. NCBI's taxonomy places the organism in Eukaryota, Metazoa, Chordata, Aves, Passeriformes, Pipridae. The coding region runs from base 106 to 1440 and encodes 444 amino acids. The record is from RefSeq and is a predicted model, not a curated record.